AUGGGCAAAUCAAGAAGCAAUCCAAAGCCUCUGAGAAUCCCAAAACUGAAGGGAAUUCGAAAGAGAAAUUGGGGAAAAUGGGUGUCGGAAGUGAGAAUCCCCAAUUCCAGAACUAAAAUUUGGUUGGGAUCGUACGAGACGGCAGAGCAGGCAGCCCGCGCUUACGAUUUUGCUCUGUAUGUCUUGAAAGGCCCAAAUGCCACCUUCAAUUUCAUCAAAUCUCCAACUGAAAUUUCGCCGGUUUCUUCGCUUUCGCAGCAAGAGAUUCAGGCGGCCGCCGCCAAUUUUGCCCUGCGGAAAUUCCCGGAAGUGCCGCAUAUAAAUACUGCGGAAGGGGGAGAGAUUUUAGGCCACGUUUCAGAAGUUGAAUCUCCAUUUGCCGAAGAAGUUCCGGGUGAGAAUGAAAUGGUUUUUUGGGAUUCCGUGCUGAAUGGAGAUUGUUCAGACUCGGAUGUUGUGGAAAUGGCGGAUCUGUCGUUUCCUUCCCCUGUACAGCAACAUGGGGGAAUCAUAUUGGAUCAAGUUGAGUGGUGGGAAUUUUCAAGAACUGCCUCCACAUUGUAA
Molecule: messenger RNA, 564 nt
Organism: Cryptomeria japonica (Japanese cedar)
Lineage: Eukaryota; Viridiplantae; Streptophyta; Pinopsida; Cupressales; Cupressaceae
Product: ethylene-responsive transcription factor ERF016
Exons: 1
Coding region: 1-564 (187 amino acids)
Biological process (GO): regulation of DNA-templated transcription
Molecular function (GO): DNA-binding transcription factor activity; DNA binding
Source: RefSeq, a predicted model, not a curated record